Candida dubliniensis CD36 is the source of this 750-nucleotide messenger RNA. RefSeq names its product adenylate kinase (gene ADK1). Gene Ontology annotation, cellular component: cytoplasm; mitochondrion. Lineage: Eukaryota; Fungi; Ascomycota; Pichiomycetes; Serinales; Debaryomycetaceae. The record is from RefSeq and is a predicted model, not a curated record. Bases 1 to 750 code for a protein of 249 amino acids. Gene Ontology annotation, biological process: ADP biosynthetic process. The transcript has a single exon. Gene Ontology annotation, molecular function: ATP binding; AMP kinase activity.
AUGUCAAUUGAAGAUUUAAAAAAUACCGUUACCAAGUUACAAGAAAGAAUCCAAGAAUUGGAAAAAAAAGCUGGUAUUAUUCCUGAUGUACCAAAAUCAGUUCGUAUGGUUUUGAUCGGUCCUCCAGGUGCCGGGAAAGGUACCCAAGCCCCAAAUUUGAAGGAAAAAUUCUGUGCUUGUCAUUUGGCCACUGGUGAUAUGUUAAGAGCUCAAGUUGCUGCCAAGACCGCUUUGGGAGUUGAAGCAAAGAAGAUUAUGGAUCAAGGUGGUUUAGUAUCUGAUGAAAUCAUGAUCAACAUGAUCAAAUCAGAAUUGGAAAACAACCAAGAAUGUUCUAAAGGGUUUAUUUUAGAUGGGUUCCCAAGAACCAUCCCUCAAGCUGAAAAAUUGGAUUCAAUGUUGGAAGCCAGAAAGACUCCAUUGGAAAAAGCAGUUGAAUUGAAAAUCGAUGAUGAUUUAUUGGUUGCUAGAAUCACCGGUAGAUUGGUUCACCCAGCUUCUGGUAGAUCUUAUCAUAAGCUUUUCAACCCACCAAAGAAAGACAUGACUGAUGAUGUCACUGGUGAACCAUUGGUUCAAAGAUCCGAUGACAACGAAGGUGCUUUAAAGAAGAGAUUAGUCACCUACCACAAACAAACUGAACCAAUUGUCGAAUACUACCAAAAGACUGGUAUUUGGAGUGGCGUUGAUGCUUCUCAAAAACCAGCUAAAGUUUGGUCUGAUAUUUUGAAGUGUUUAGGUCAAAACUAA